Cladocopium goreaui is the source of this 5649-nucleotide messenger RNA. The record is from the annotation of a GenBank genome assembly. Lineage: Eukaryota; Dinophyceae; Suessiales; Symbiodiniaceae.
AUGCCUGGCUGGACAGUGGCAGACAUCAAGAAUGAGCUGGGCUGCAUUAGCAAGCUCUUACUAGCCAGGCCUGGAGUCUUUGAGCUGGAGGGCAAGCUAUGUGGUGCUUUGAAGCAUAAGCUUUCUCUCACGGCUCCAAUGGGGCCUUCAGAUUUGGUCUUCUGCUAUGAAGCAGUCAGGGAAUCGCAGUUGCCAGACACCAUGAAAGGUGAGCUCACCCAAGUCUUGGACAGCUUGGCUUUGCAGGAAGCUUCCCAAGAGCACUUGUUGGCCACUGCAACCAUGGCACAAGAGUGCGUGUCCUUUCAGAAAUAUUUGACCGCUUCAGACAUCAAGGCUUUGAAAUCUGCAAGUAUGUGGGAAGGCUGCACUACUUUGGCGACAAGAAUGAAGCUACUAGGAAUAUCUUCGAUGAAAGAAGGUAUCAAGAAGACAGCUUGCUCCAUAUUGGUCUUGUUUGAGAAGGACAGAACCAACACCAUUCCACCUGGUGAUGCUGUCUAUUCUUUGAGCCACCAUUUGUAUGAGACCCUUCAGAGCUUGCCAGUGGAGAUUCCUGCUGGUGCUGUGAGGCUGGCAGUCUAUCCUGAUGAUCCCAGCCUGUUGGGCACUGAUCACUUGGCAGCCUCCUACCCUGGUGAGAAAGCAGAAAAAAUGGAAUUUCCAGGCUUGUCGACGAUCAGAAAGAAGCAUACUCCCAUCAGGAAUACCCAUUCUUUGGUGGUCAAAGCCCAGGCUACACAGCAAGUGCAGCAGGACCAAAAGCCUGCACAGCAGGUUCAGCUGCCUCCGAAGAAAGAAGCAAGCACACCUUUGACUUUGGACAAUGACAAGGGCAAGGAAGGAACCAAGACACAUGAAGAUUUCGAAGCAGAAGCUUUGCAAAAGCUGUUGGACAGGAAAGAUAAGAAGGGUGCUGGGCAAACCAAAGGCUUGAAGCGACCUGCCAGUGCCAACAGCCUGGUUCCAAAGAUGGUUGGACAGGAAAGGAGGGAAAGCGGAAACAUGCAGCUCGCAGAGGCAGGUGUUCUGCAGACAGUGCGCAGGAUCCAGGACAAGGAGAUUGCGAAAAAUGGCUUGCCUGACAAGCACAAGAGGUUUGACAUUUGGAAGGAGACCAAAGAGUUCCUGGAGGAUCCAGCUAUGUCAAUGUAUGGCCCUUUGUUCAAAAGAGUUGCAGCAACCACUGUGCAAGACUCAGAGCAACCAAUCUUGUACCUCAACUUUUUGUCCCUGUUGAAUGGUGCAUUCAACAAAGGGGGAGCCUUUACAGAUUUCAUGCUGACCAGUGAAGUAGGCAAGCUGCAUGCAGGAAUGAGUCAAGUGCUCAGACUCAUUCUGGAAGAUAUUUUUGGAGAUGGAGUGCCAGAAACUGGUGUGCGCCUGACAUCACCCAAAGGCAGCUUGAGACUUCACUUCUCUUUGGAUAUGAUCUUACAAGAUGGCAGUGCUCACAAACACAUAUUUGCAAACCGGCAGGAUGCAGGAUCCAAACCUUGCUUUAUUUGCAGCAACAUCUUUUAUUUGAGAGGUGGUGAAGAAGAGAAUUGCAAGGUUUUCAAAAAAUACACCAAAUACCAUCAGCUGCACAUUUCCACAGAUCAAGAUGUGCUUGCCAGUUGGCAAAGGUUGGCUGACAAGUCAAAAGUUCUCUCUCAAACUGAAUUCAAUUUGCAUCAGCAAGCAGCUGGUUUGACAUACAACCAAUAUGCCCUUUUGUCAAGUCAGAAGUUGCUGUCAUGUGGACUGUUGAGGCCAAUAUCACUGUAUUGCUUUGACUACAUGCACGGGAUGUGCAGCAAUGGCCUCCUGAACGAUAUCACUUAUUUGGUUUUGGAAAGCAUCCAUACCUCUGGCAUCAAAGUUUGGCAGGAUAUCAAACCUUGGCUUGACAUCUGGGUUUUGCCCAAAGCUUACAAAUGUGCUGUUGGACACCUCUUUGACACCAAAAACGUGGCCAGCCACAGGAAAGCACAGACUUUCAAGUGUUCAGCAUCUGAGAUGCUUUCCCUUUACAAGAUUUUGCAAUAUUAUCUUCAGGUGAUGUUUUUGGCAAACAAUGUCAUGGCUGACCAAUGUCAAUGCUUCGUUUGCUGGGCUGAUGUUCUUGACUAUUUGGUGAGCAUUCCUUUUAUUGACCUUCCCAAGAGGUUGGAAGCCACCCUCAAGAAGAUGAACUGCUUUGUGCCAGGAAUGGUUAGCUCUGCAAGACAGGUCUGCGGACACAAAAUCUCCAUGCAUCGUUCAGACCUGGCCAUGCGGACCAUGACGGACUUCCUGGAGGAGACGGGGCCUGCACAUUGGACCAAAGACAUGGAGGGCUUGGUCCAGGCCGCUCCGGCACUUCAAACAGAGCUGAUGCGGUCGCACAGCGUGCCCACGGUGCAUUUCGCGGAUCCACCGGCCUCCUGCGUCUCGGAGAAAUCCGAAAAAAGCGAGGUCCUCGCGAAGGUGUCCCAGGUUCAUGAGAAGCCGCUGAAGGGGCCACCCAUUGCAUCCAUUUGCAAACUGUUUUCGCUGGUAGAUUUUAAGGAGUCUCUGAUUCUCCUCCUCGGUCUCCUUGGCGCCAUCGGCAACGGCGUGACGCAGCCCGUGGUGCUGGUGGUCUUUGGGGAUUUGAUCGAUGGCAUGGGCUCCAGUUCGGUGCCGGUAGAGCUACCUGCCAACGUCACACCUGAGCAGAUGGCCUUGUUGAUGGAUGAUGCAAUGGACGGCAUGAUGAGCGAAAUGGAGCGGCUGUGUAUCAUCAUGUGUCUCAUUGGCGUGGCCAACACUGUGGCUGCAACCCUUCAAGGCGCCUGUUUCAAGAUCUUCAGCGACAUGCAGACCAAAAAGUAUCGCGUUUUGUACUUCAAGAGCGUGCUUUUCCAGGACGUGAGCUGGUUCGACCUCAAAGAAGUGGCGGCGCUGCCCUCGGAGAUCAACGACGACUUGGAGAAGAUUGGCGAUGCCCUGGGGGACAAAUUGGGCAACGGCAUCAUGUCCUUCAGCGCAUUCGUGGGCGGCUUCGGAUGCGCGUUUGGCCUAGGUUGGUUGGUCGCGCUGGUGAUGUGUGCCAUGUUGCCUUUCAUGGGCGUUGGUGCGGCUGUCAUGGGCAAGGCUGUUCAAGAGAUUCAACUCGAGUCACAGAGUUGGUACUCCAAGGCUGCCUGUGUCGUUGAAGAAUGCCUCUAUGCCAUGCGCACCGUGGUGGCCUUUGGAGGUGAACGUCGGGAACUGCAGAAGUUUCAAUUUGCGCUGGUCCAGACUCGGCGUGGUGGAAUCCGAAACGGCUUCAAGAUAGGCCUCGGCUUGGGCUACACCACCAUGAUCAUCUUCGCCGGCAACGCUCUGGCCUUUUGGUUUGGGAUGACUUUGCGCUACAACGACCAGGUAAACCCGGCCACCGGGCGACCCUGGGAACCUGGAAAUAUCCUGGCCAUCUUCUUUUGCGUCUUCACUGGGAGUUUCAUGAUCGGCAACCUGGACCCUUCGCUGAAGGCCCUUGCGGCCGCGCGCUUUGCGGCCGGCCGCUUCUUUCAGGUGAAGGAGAACCGCCCGCAGGUGCAGUGUGGAGACGUGGACGGACGGAAAGACCUCGAGUCCAUCGAGAACUUUGAGCUCCGCGAGGUGCAUUUCAGCUAUCCUGCUCGACCUGACGUGAAGAUCCUGAACGGUUUGUCCCUGGAAAUUUCGCGUGGCCAGAAGGUGGCCGUGGUGGGCGAGAGCGGCUCUGGAAAGAGUACUGUGAUGGCAUUGCUGGAGCGGUUCUACGAUCCAAAUUCAGGUUUGGUGUUGGUGAACGGGCAAGACAUGAACUUCAAGGUGAGCGCUUUGAGACGCUGUAUUGGUUAUGUGGGCCAGGAGCCGGUCCUCUUUGCAGGCUCCAUCCAUCACAACAUCAUGCAAGGUUAUCCGGGCGCCUCCAAAGAGGACUUUGCCCGGGCCUACGCUGAGGCGCAGCUGGGAUUUGUUGAGGCCUUGCCGGAGAAGUACCAUACCUUCGUAGGAGCUGGGGGCGGUCAGCUGUCGGGCGGUCAGAAACAGCGUAUCGCCAUCGCGCGGGCCUUGGUGAAACGUGCAUCUUUUCUGUUCUUGGAUGAAGCCACCAGUGCUUUGGACAAUGCAUCGGAGAAGAUGAUCCAACAGACCAUCGACAGCCUCUGCGGCCGGGACCUGGGCAUCGUCAGCAUCGCACAUCGCCUCAGCACCGUGCGGGGCGCAGAGAAGAUCUAUGUGCUGAGCCACGGGGCCUUGGUGGAGAGUGGAAACCAUGCGUCCUUGAUGGAGAUGCGGGGCACCUACUUCGCGCUGGUUUCGGCGCAGGAAUCGGCACAACGCGUGGAGGAGAAGGAAGAGCUGCAAAUUACGGAGGAGGAAGCGCAGCAGAAGAGGCUGUCCGAGCACAGCAACGAAUCGGCGGGGCAGCGCUUGGCCAAAGAGAAGAAAGAAGAAGAGAAUCGCGUGAAGGAAAUCAAUAAGAACUACAAGGUGCCCAUGGGCCGCUUGUUGCGCUACAAUCGCCCGGAGUGGCCCUUCUUCGUCCCAGCGCUGCUGGGGGCCUUGGUGGAUGGCUCCGUGAUGCCGCUGUGCACCAUUGCGCUGGUUGGGGCCAUGAAAGGUUUCUACAAGGUGGACAAGGAUGAGAUGAGAGAAGACAUGGAGUUCAUGUGCAUCAUCUUUUUGGUCAUCGGUUUCAGCGGCCUCAUUGGCGCCACGAUUUCCCACGGCUGCUUCAGCAUCCUGGGGGAAGCCAUGACGCAGCGGCUGCGCGUGGCCAUUCUGACAUCCAUCUUUCGUCAGGAGCUGGGCUUCCAUGACGACCCGCAGAAUGCUCCAGGCAUGUUGUCCAAAGCUUUGGAGCUCUGGGCAUUCCGCGUGUCCAUCUUGUGCAAGUCGAUCCAAGCGAAGGCUGCUGCCAUGAGUUCUUUGGUCAUUGGCUUGGUCUUGGCCUUUGUAUACUGCUGGCAGAUGGCGCUGAUUAUGCUGGGUUCUAUCCCUGUGAUGGUCUUGGCCAAUGCAGUUCAGAUGGUAGUGCUCCUGGGUGCGGCCAAAUCGGAGAACGAGAAUCUGACGCAAGCGCAGCAGAUUGUGACCGACAGCGUGAUGAACGCACGCACAGUUCAAGCUUUGGGAGUCGAGCAUUCCUUGGUCUCAAUGUAUGCUGCCUGGGUCGAGAAGGCCAUGAAAGGGGCUUGGCUCCAAAACUUCUUCGCAGGUUUGGGCUUCGGCGUGUCAUCUGGCAUCAUGUUCUUCAUCAUGGCUGGUGGUUUUUACCUGGCAGCUUUGCUAAUCAAGGAUGGCAUAGCGGAUUUUGAAGGUGUGAUGAUGGCCUUCAUGGGUAUCUUCUACGCCGGUGCCGGUGCUGGACAAGCUGCGGUGAUGGUAGGUGAUGCCAGCAAAGCGAAGGUGGCCUGUCACGACAUGUUCCAACUCAUGGACCGCGCGUCGCUGAUCGAAGGCUUGGAACCUACUGGAGAGACCCCUGAGGCGUUGGACGCGGGGACUAUCGAAUUUGCAGAUGUGAAGUUCUUUUAUCCCUUCAGGCCAGCCAUCCAGGUCCUCAAAGGCAUCAACUUCCGCAUCCUUCGUGGCACCUCUGUGGGGCUCGUUGGGCCGUCGGGGGGGCGGCAAGAGCACGGUGCCCUCGGCGGCGUUGUGUGUUGUUGA